Messenger RNA from Eurytemora carolleeae, 1781 nucleotides. RefSeq names its product hepatic leukemia factor-like. The transcript is spliced from 2 exons. The coding region runs from base 162 to 1175 and encodes 337 amino acids. Gene Ontology annotation, cellular component: nucleus. NCBI's taxonomy places the organism in Eukaryota, Metazoa, Arthropoda, Copepoda, Calanoida, Temoridae. The record is from RefSeq and is a predicted model, not a curated record. Gene Ontology annotation, biological process: regulation of transcription by RNA polymerase II. Gene Ontology annotation, molecular function: RNA polymerase II cis-regulatory region sequence-specific DNA binding; DNA-binding transcription factor activity, RNA polymerase II-specific.
UGCUCCGACCGGCUGGGCGUACAAAACCCUAUUUUCCCUGGGAAAAAAUCAGCAAAAUCCUCUAAAAAAAAUCGAAAAAUCUUGGAAAAAGUGAACUUCUAUGUAACAGAAUUGUACUACUCUUCAAUAAGAACGCUUGAACGAUCAUCGAUCAAUCGAUCAUGAACCUGAACAUGAAUAUGAUGGACUGUGAUCAGCAGCAGCGGGAGAAGCUUCUCUACCUUGUUGAGAAAAUGCGCCAAAUUCAAGAAAUCCGUACACACUCUCCGCCCUACAUCACACCCCCCUCUCCGCCACACUUCCGCCCCCACUACGACCAGCCGUUAGAUUACUCCGCCAGUAAGAAGAUGAAGACGGAGUGGGAUAAACACGACAGUUUAGGCUCGGACGGACACUCCGCCUCCGACGGGCAUUCUGAUCUCUCACUUACACAUUCGCCACGAUCCAAUGAUAUUGAUUCGCCCAGAGAUAAUCAGCCGUCUCACUCUCCACCUCCCACUCUCCCCCGCCUCUCUAUCUCUCCGCCCGCAUCUCCUAUCGACAGCAAGGAGGGUAUCCUCCCCACCCCUAUUCUCCGCCCCCUACCAAACAUGCAUUCAAACCAAGAUAUGACAGGACUACUCAAACUUGCCGGUAUUGCUACCCAGCUCCCACAUUUACACCCUAGCAGCCCAGGGACCAUCCCUCUCUCUCUUCCGUAUAUGCCAUCCAAACAUGCUUCCUACCCUCCCCCUCUCUCUACCUCAUCCCCCCUUCCCCUCUACCACCCCUCCCUCCCUCAUCAAGAAUCCAUGUCUGAGCUCGCCAAAAUCGCUGUAAACUCCAGCCAGAAAUACGCGGAUUUCCGCGAAGGUAUGCUCAGAAAUAUAGAAUCCGCGAAACCUAAAUCCAGAAACGAUCUUUCGCUCUCUCCCUCUCCGUCCCUCACCUCCACACCUACCUCAGAACAAGGGCGUGGCGAGAAGGACGACGCCUACUGGGAGCGCAGGAGGAAAAAUAAUGAGGCCGCGAAGCGCUCCAGAGAUGCGCGACGGCAAAAAGAGAAUGAGAUCGCAAUGCGCGCUCAGUUCUUAGAGCAGGAGAACCUACAGUUGAAGAUGGAGUUAGUUCAGCUCAGGACGGAGUUGGGGUCCAUCAAGGAGCAAGUUAACCGGCACAGAACCCCGGUCAAUUAAUCAAUCAAUGAAUUAAUUUAAUAUUUCAAUUGAUGGAUUUUUCAUUAAUAUUUUUUUAUUGAUAUUUUAUCGUUUACAAAAAAGUAUCAAUUUGGUGAAUUUUGUCUUUAUAUAAACCUAACUCGGUGUUUUCAUUCUGGGCUUUCUUUUCUCUUUUGUUAUAGAAAGUAAGAAAUGUAAUUCUCACGUUUUUUCUGAUCUAAUUACAUACAUAAGUAUUAUUUCGUAACUAGCAUUAUUAUACAAACCAAAGAAAAUGUUUUUACAUUUUAUUCAAUUGCAUUUCUUGUACAUAGAUUUCAAUCCGUAUUAAUAUUUUUAAUGAACAUGAUGUUAUCAUAUGUAUUAAUGGGGUCAAAAUAAGCUGGAGAUUGGAAAACAUAAUAAAUUUAACCCUUUUAUACUUUCAGCCUAGUUUAACCCUGUGCCCCCCUGGCAAGCAACUGGCCUAUAUACCCCCUCCCCAUCCACUCUAGCUUAAUUUAACCCCUCUCAUGUAUAAUUUGAAGUGUAUUCAGUAUUUUAUUUUUUAAACAAAUGUAUGCAUUGUAGGAAGUCAAUAAAUGUUGCAAUAAUCAAAGAUGUAAAAAAUAAAUAAAAAUGUAA